UAUGGAAAUACACUUAGAAAAGUAAAGGCGUAUUGAUAGAAAGUUGAUAGUGAAACCUAGUUCCGGAUAUGCUUCGACACUAUACUUUCAGUUCGAAUUUCGAAAAUCUAUAAAAUACAAUAAUUCUUCUUACUUGAGUAACUGCAAGGUAACCAUAAGGUACAUAACAAAAAUUUAUUCUGAUUCUAAGAUACAAACUUCUUGCUAGGAAGAUAAGUAAACCGUUUUAAACUUCAGUGUCAAAAGGCCUAGAUACUGUAACUACAAAUAAAACAACCUAAAUAUUUUCUUCAAUAAUUCAUAGGAAGUUAAUAUUUCACCAACCAAUUCAAUAUGCCUAUGGAUUUAACAAACCCCGCUAUCAUAAGAGUUUUAAAAGAAGCAUACGAAAAAGAAAAACAUAUCCGUGUGCACUGGAUUAGCAAAAACACAGAUAAAUUGAAAAAAGCAAUUACUCUUGACAGGGAACCAAAGAACCACUAUGUAGAAGACGUAUAUAAACAUACUAUGUUGGGAGUUAUGCCUAUGACUGUUAGGGAUCACAUAGACUCAGCAGUCAAUCGCAGAAAAGUGCCCUGCAGAGACGCCAGAACUAUACCGGGUGUAGCGAACAUGCUACACGACCAUUCACUCAUCAAAAUAGGUCUUGGCGAUGCCGAAGAAGAUCCUAGACUUGCCAGACCAGAUAACGACCUAAAUCCAGACCCUAUAAUGCGUCCAGUAGACCCUAAGCUAAAAAAAGUGCUAUUAAAAUCGAAAGUACCUUUAGCUAGAGAACGAUACUUCAAGGAGAGGUACAAAUUAUUGCCAGAAAAGAGAUUCUACCUUCCAGAAUGUUCUAGUUGGGAUUACGGUUGGCGGAUGAAAGAUAGUAAGAUGGUGAAUCCGCGUGAAUAUGCCAGAAAUUUGAUGUUACAAAGGACACUGCGCAGUCGAGUUGGGCCUCAGCCAGAUCCUGCUUAUUACCAGAAACCAACGGUUCCUGGUUACGCAAAGUGCACUAAUAUUUAAACCUCAAAGCCUAGUAAGUUGA
Spodoptera frugiperda (fall armyworm) is the source of this 1033-nucleotide messenger RNA. RefSeq lists its product as uncharacterized. The record is from RefSeq and is a predicted model, not a curated record. The transcript has a single exon. Lineage: Eukaryota; Metazoa; Arthropoda; Insecta; Lepidoptera; Noctuidae. The coding region runs from base 334 to 1011 and encodes 225 amino acids.